AUGCCGUCAUUAGGUGUAUAUGACUCGAAGCGAAAGUCAAUAUCUGUAGAUACUGAUUUCUACAAGUGGGCAUUAAGGCAUUUUCAUGAUAAGAAUAAUUCUGCGACAAGCCACAGUGGCAACACAACAUAUCUAAUGUGCAAGCACAAUGGCCCUUGUCAGGGGCGGAGAGAAAACCCGCGUUAUCAGCAUAAUCGUGAUUCCCAGUCCAGGCACCGCUGCAUGUCUGGGGCAUCACGUUCUGAUUGGGUGGCUCGUGUUGAGGUGGAGGGUGGGGUUAAUAGCAAGUGGGGCAAUCUGGCCAUGAGUGAGAAUGACUCAUGCUCGAUGGCCCCAUCUGUAUUCACUUGGCGGGUGCAGUUUAGUUGCCUCUCUGCUGUGCUCAUUCUGCAUCAUCUCGACUCACAGAGACUCAUGAUAGACCAUGCUGAACUCAUGCUGGACUCAUCAUGGUGGACUCUGACGAUAACUUGA
Molecule: messenger RNA, 474 nt
Organism: Aspergillus niger
Lineage: Eukaryota; Fungi; Ascomycota; Eurotiomycetes; Eurotiales; Aspergillaceae
Exons: 2
Coding region: 1-474 (157 amino acids)
Source: RefSeq, a predicted model, not a curated record